Solanum pennellii is the source of this 1342-nucleotide messenger RNA. RefSeq lists its product as uncharacterized. Lineage: Eukaryota; Viridiplantae; Streptophyta; Magnoliopsida; Solanales; Solanaceae. The record is from RefSeq and is a predicted model, not a curated record. Bases 173 to 763 code for a protein of 196 amino acids. The transcript is spliced from 8 exons.
UUUCCAUAAUUGUUUCACCAUAAUUUUUCAUCACACUAAAUUCGCCGUCUUCUUCUUCUCAAAAAAUCGAAACCCUAGCAUUCAACAUCAGCUUCAUCAUCUUCUAUUCGAUUUCACAAACAUAAACAGGAAAAUUCCUGAAGUUGCAGUUGACGAUACCAAAUAGUUGAAAAUGGCAGCUAAAAUACUGACAACUGAGACUAUUGCACUUACUGAGAAGAAAAUGGAAAUGACAUUAGACGAUAUCAUCAAGAUGUCCAAGACAAACACAACCAAAACUAAGAAGCAAAGAGUUUCGAAUAGAAGCCAAAAGUUUUCUAAUAACCUGGCUCAGGAUAAAUCUGCUAAGAUACAAAGGUUUAUGGACACAAGAUCAUCUAUGAGACAGGGGGCUUUUGCUCAAAGAAGAUCUAAUUUUCAGGGAGACCAGUUUCCUUUGGCAACUGAGGCUGCCAGAAGGGCAGCAGUUGCUCCUAUUCGCAAUAGGGCUUUCAAUCGAAGCCAGGCAGUGAAUGUAAAUAAACAGAGGUUUGGGGCUCCUCCAGUUCAGAAGAGUGCUGCAAAUGGUGGCAGGUUUAUUGCUAAGCAACAAAAGCAGGAAGUCAAGCCAGUGUCAAAGCAGAGGCCUCAGACAUUAGAUUCUCUAUUUGCAAAUAUGAAGGAACAAAGGAUGAAAAUGCAAUCUCAGCAGAACAACAUGCCAAGGAGAAAUGGAGGUGGUCAGCAUGUAGCGCCAUGGGCUAGGGGUCGUUUUGGCAAGUGAGGAGGAGACCGGUGCUUAAGCUGUGGAUCCAUAUGUCGUUGCAACAUAAUAUUUUAGGUUACUUUGUGAAGAAGUGAUAGCAUGUUACCUUUUCUGGAAGAAUGAUGAGAACUGUUUGGGACAUGCGAUUCCAUUUCGCUUUGUUCUUUCCAUAUUAGAAACUUGUACAGCAUUUCUAGUUUUGGAGUCUGUUUGGAUGGACUAAUUUUCGGUUCUUUUAAGCAUGAUAGUUUUACAGUUGGUCAAAUAAGAAAAUGUUGAUAAAAACUUGUAUUCCUUCUUGAUUUCUUCCCACAUUAUUUGAUGGCACGUCGGAGGUUGUAGCUGAAAGAAGGUGAAACUAUUUUUGAGUCGCAGCAAGUCAUGUUACUUGAAAUUUUGAUAUGAUGGAGCCCUCGCGAUUCUCUGCACCUUCAUUCGAGUCAUUUUAGUCAGUUUUUGGAAUUUCCAUCGGAUGUUCAAUAUCCUAUUGUACGAGGCCUAAUUAAUUUAACAUUCCUAUUGUAUGAGGCCUAAUAAUUUGAUAAGUAUUGCUAUGUUACCACUUUUAUAACUCAGAAAUCCUUGUAAACCUCAUCA